GACUGGAAGAAAAAGAACUUUAUCGAUCGUUUUGUACAGUCUGUAGUGAGUCAUGGACCCUCCCUCAUACCUUUGACAAGAGAUGAGCAUGGUGAUGGAGAAGAGUCAGUACUUAACUUUCUUAAUCCUAGAAGAGAUGGCAACAUGGGCAUGAAUUACUUCAGAAAUAAGCUUCAGGUAUACAUUGCUCUUUUACAAGUGUAUAGCAGGGCUUUACUGUAGCAGCAUUCAGGUUGUCCCCCAUGCUGUACAUAUGCUAUUGAGCCACUAGAAGUAACAGAUUUUGUUAAAAAAAAAUUAUGCUAGGCACCCCAGAUUUCACCGGUUUAGAGCACUGUGCUCCCACCAAUUUUUCUUAGAACCAGUCUUGGUAUAGGAACCUAGUAAGAAGCACUUAAAGCACACGAAUUCAUGUAUUGUGUGAACAAAGAAUUAUCAAUGGUGGACAUGCGUGCCUUCUACAUCUACAUUCAUAUUCUAUUCAUAAAUAACCUCUCUUUUUGGGAAAAACAAUAAUUGAUGUCUGAUGGAGUAUAAUGAGUAAAAAAGUCAUAAUCACAGAAGAACAACAACAACAGCAACUUCAACAAGGGAUCAGAGUAUUUGUUAACCUGGUACUUCCAGAUUUUGAGUUUCUGACUUGCUGCCUUACCCUUCUCCUUGUCCUUAGCCUGCAGAUGUAUUUCCCAUCAUCACUUCUCUCCACCCAAANAUGUACUGUAACAAGUGUGAACAAUAAUUUUUACUUCAUUUUGUGUUGUAGACUGGAAGAAAAAGAACUUUAUCGAUCGUUUUGUACAGUCUGUAGUGAGUCAUGGACCCUCCCUCAUACCUUUGACAAGAGAUGAGCAUGGUGAUGGAGAAGAGUCAGUACUUAACUUUCUUAAUCCUAGAAGAGAUGGCAACAUGGGCAUGAAUUACUUCAGAAAUAAGCUUCAGGUAUACAUUGCUCUUUUACGAGUGUAUAGCAGGGCUUUACUGUAGCAGCAUUCAGGUUGUCCCCUGUGCUAUACAUACAUUAUGUAUGCCAUUGAGCCACUAGAAGUAACAGAUUUUGUUAUGAAAAUUUUAUACUAGGCAAACUGUAUCUCACUGGUUUAGAGCACUGUGCUCCCUCCAAUUUUUCUUAGAACCUGUCUUGGUACGUUGUAUAGGAACCUAGUAAGAAGCAUUUAACGCACACUAAUUCAUAGAUUGUGUGAACAAAAAAUUAUUAAUGGUGGACAUGCGUGCCUUUUACAUCUACAUCCAUAUUCUAUUUAAAAAAGUCAUAAUCACAGAAGAAUAACAACAACAACAACAACUUCAACAAGAGGUCAGAGUAUUUGUCAACCUGGUAGUUCCAGAUUUUGAGUUUUUGACUUGCUGCCUUACCCUUCUCCUUGUCCUUAGCCUGCAGAUGUAUUUCCCAUCAUGGCUUCUCUCCACCCAAAAAGUUCUGCGCUCGCAGGCCACCUCAUUCUCCUCCUUCUCUUUUUAUGUGAAAAAUGACUGUUUACAUUAUGUAAUAUUAAUGUUUGCAGGUGAGCUGCCCAGCAGGUGAAACAAAUGAAUAUUUGGGAGAACUAAGUGAAAUGCAUCAAUCAUCUAAUGAAGACAGAGAAAUCCUUCAUCCAUUUUAUAGACAACAAGCAAUACAGUAAGUAGGUGGGGCUGUAUAGAUUGACUGUAUAGAGGAACACCUGUACCUAGGGCAAUGCUUUAAACACUGAUGGAAUGGCUAGGUUCUACAUUGUAGGUAUUAUAGUUGCAUUUGGCAUUUGAGAAUGCUUCCUUAUCUGCUGGUUAUUCUGUGAAUUUAUGGGCAUCCUGUGUAAUCAAGCGUGCUGAGUCAAAAAAUCAUUGAUUGAUCAGCUGGUAGGGGAGUACAUGUAUGUACAGUACAUACUGUAGAUACAGCUAGGUCGACUAUUUUAAUAUAAAAAGGUUUUUCAUAGGGAUUGAGAUCUGAUGUUCAUUUAUCAGUAAUCAAAGCAAAACAUGUUCUGUCUGAGAUUUUCUGCAGCUAUGCAUUUGUAUCGAUUUUUUGCUUAACCCUUUAAGUCCCAAUAGUGACCAACAUCAAUUUUCUCCUAACAAUAUCCAUACAAUGUCAAAAGAUUAGGUUAUGAGAAUUAAUAAAAUGAUCACCUAACAGAAAAUGCCUUGAUCUUUUAUCAAAUUCUCUCAAGUCAUUCUUUAAGGAAAUGUAUAGAGAUCAGUUCGGAGAAUUUGUAUGUGGAUAUUGGGGCUUAAAGGGUUAAUAACCUCCCUAUUUAUAUACUUAGGUCAGGUGUGCAAGAUGAUGAUUUCAACCAAAGAAUAAAAAGAUUUGUGGCAACUAAAGCAGACCUGUUGUUUUCCAUGGAAGGGAAGCAGAAAUUACAAAGAGGAGUUGACUUUGGCUUGCAUUCAAACCAGGAAGGUAAGUGUACAUGUACAUAAAUACUGAGGAUACGCAGAGCUUGGUCCUCAUGUGCUGCCGUUCUACCUGCCACAUACAUGGCGGUCUUGCCUGGGAUACUGUUUGUCAUCAACGCCAGGAAUAGGAACAGGGUAGGUCUUUACUGCUGGCAUGCCUGCAAAGUUGAACUUGGGGCAACUUCCCNUGUUGUUUUCCAUGGAAGGGAAGCAGAAAUUACAAAGAGGAGUUGACUUUGGCUUGCAUUCAAACCAGGAAGGUAAGUGUACAUGUACAUAAAUACUGAGGAUACGCAGAGCUUGGUCCUCAUGUGCUGCCGUUCUACCUGCCACAUACAUGGCGGUCUUGCCUGGGAUACUGUUUGUCAUCAACGCCAGGAAUAGGAACAGGGUAGGUCUUUACUGCUGGCAUGCCUGCAAAGUUGAACUUGGGGCAACUUCCCGGAUACAUACAUAGUGGUGGCAGAGUGGGAUGGCCUCUGUGGCCUGCAACUUCUGUUCUCACAUUGGAAUGGUAUCCCUUGCAGUACUGGCAACUAUAUCUCAGGCGGGUUGCUGACAUAUGAAAAUUAACAACAUGCUAGUUAACUCUGUGACUGAAAGUAAAGGUUGUGAUUCUGUUCAGACUUCACUCAUUUAACUUCUUUUUCACUUCUCUUUGAUCGAGAUAAUUGGUGAUCAGUUCUUUCCUUGGUUUAUGCAGGAAAUCCUUCCUUAGAAUGUCAAAAGUAUUCUGAACAUGGUUGUAAGAGAAAUUAUUGCUUAAAUUUUAAAAAGAUUUGAGAGUAAAAGUAUCACUCAUCACAAAGUAAAUGAACAUAAUUUGUCCAACAAACAUGUACAAUUGUUUUGUUACUGGUCAAAAUUUAAUUUAAGUUACAAUUUUUUAACCCAGGUUGAUUCUCGAUUCCCUUUGUCUUCUAGCCCUAAUUAUUCAUGAAUUAGGGCUAGGAGACAAAGGAAAUUGAGAAUCAAUCUAGGUUAAAAAAGUUUAACCUGAAUUAAAUUGUGGCCUGUGACAUAUAUUAAGGCUGGAUUUAGUGGUAAAAAAUGACCUAAAGUGGUUAAUUGUCAAAGAGAGUAACACAAUAAAAAAAGGGUUUGUUUAAGAUUCGACAGUUUAGUUGCUUACGGAUGUAAAAGUUAAGUAGAUAAAUUAGUGGGAAGCCUCCUUAUCAGUAAAAGGGUUAUGACAAAAGAAAUCAGAAAAAAAUUAAUUAGUGUCAGAAAUACAAUUUUUUGGGAUGGGCUUGUAACCAGGUACAGGUACGUAUUUAGUGAUGGAGGUGAAAGUACCUCUGUUAUUAUUGACUACAACAUGCGAUGUUGACUUUAUUAAAAGAAAGAACUGUGAUAUAUUUCAGUGUUAGAUCCUUAUGCGGAUACUCCUCCUCUUGAAACCUUAAUGGAAAUACCUUUGCAUUACAGAAGAACACAGUUGUUCAAGGUUAGUUCCAAACCUGCAUAAUGUACUGAUAUUUAUUUAGGCAAUUACACACAAUUCGUGCUGUUUUCUGCAUCAAGUUCAAUGCAGAUCCAUUCAAAGGUGUACUACACUUGUAGGUGUUCUAGGUAAAAUCUGUUUUCAAGUUAAACUAUAAUUCAAUGUUGCUUGAUUCAGAGCUCUCUUUGUUUCCUAGCCUAAGCUAAUUAUUCAUAGAGGACAAGUGAAUUAUUCUGGUUUUUACUACAUAUACAGCUGUAUAAAUGAGUGAUUUCUUGCAUGCUGAUUGGUUAAGUUUGAUUGGUUGUCGAACCGUUUGGGCUGUUCAUGUUAAUUUUAUCAAGCUUGGUUCCUGAACACAGUCACCCGCUUCUGUAUUUCCUAUAUGGAUUGACUAUACUUCAGACUUCACUUGAAUGAUCCCCCGUGGGUUACUGAGCGGUUCAAGAACCUCAUUAAGCUCCGUCAACACGCCUUCCACCAUGGAGACAUGGAACAAUACCGGCGAUAUCGAAAUGAUGUCAACCGCGCGCGCAAAUCACUUCGCAGCAAAUACUUUGCAAGCAAAGUGAAUAAUUUAAAGAACACCAAGCCCUCGCAGUGGUGGAGCGCAGUUAAACGAAUCGCCAGUAUGAAUCCCGCUUCAUCAUCUGAAAGUCUCCUUUCCAACCUGCAGCUCGGGGAUAGCUUCGAUCGCCUAAGUGACGCUGAACUAGCUAACGCCAUCAACGCUGUGUUCUUAGAACCCACGAAGCAUUACCAACCCCUAUACGCUGUCCCUACAGAGGCGGAGGACUCCGAUGUGCCUUUAAUUACGGAAUUUGAUGUCCUAUACGCUCUAACCAAUCUAAACCCGCGUAAGGCAGCUGGACCUGACGACAUCGGUAACUGGCUUUUGAGGGAAUAUGCAGAGAUCCUCGUACAGCCUAUCACAUCUAUAUUGAACGCGAGCUUUAGAGAACAAAGGCUUCCCGCCCCUUGGAAGCUUGCGGAUGUGGUGCCUCUCCCAAAGCAAAAACCCGUGGUAGAUGCUACUAAGCACCUGCGUCCUAUCUCCUUGACGCCCGCUAUCUCUAAGGUUGCGGAAGAUUUUGUGGUACUCAGAUACGUCGGUCCAGCGGUGUUGCAGAUUAUAGACCCGAACCAAUACGGCGGUAUUCCAAGAUCCUCCACCUUGUACACUUUGAUAUCCAUGGUACAUAACUGGUCACAAGCCACUGACGCCACGGGCGCGGCUGUUAGAGUGGUACUUUUCGACUAUCGUAAGGCUUUCGAUCUUAUUGAUCACAAUCUGUUGGCCAGAAAGAUCGAAGCCUUGGACAUGCCACGGUGGGUUCGCGUUUGGGUGCUGGAUUUUCUGUCAGACAGGAAACAACAUGUCAAGCUGCCAUCAGACUGCCGGUCAGAGUGGGGCCUAGUCCCCGCCGGGGUGCCACAGGGCACCAAGCUUGGUCCCUGGUUGUUCUUAUUAAUGAUCAACGAUCUUGAGGUCGACGCGCUCACUUGGAAGUAUGUAGACGACACAACUAUCGCCCAAACGAUACCGCGAGGUUUGAGUAGUGAUGUACAAAGCGCAGUUUCCGCUGUUGAGGCGUGGUCGAUUGAAAAUAGGAUGGAACUGAACGCUGACAAAUGCAAGGAGAUGCGCAUUGACUUUAAAAGGAACGCUCACAAUUUUCCACCAAUUGUGAUAAAUGGCAAGGAACUAUCAGUAUCAAACAGUGUAAAAAUCCUGGGAGUCACUAUUAGCUCAGAUUUAAAAUGGAACGAACACAUCUCAGAGUGGAUUAAGAAAGUGAACAAGCACCUUUAUUUUAUUGUUCUUCUAAAGCGCGCCAACGUUCCACUGAGCGACAUUGUAAAUUUUUACUGCACCGUGAUAAGACCUGUUUUAGAGUACUGUGCACCAGUUUUCCAUCAUGCGCUUCCACAGUAUCUUAGUGACGACAUCGAACGAGUGCAAAAGAGAGCGCUCUCCAUCAUUUGUCCUUAUGCGUCAUAUUCAGAAUGUUUGGUCAGGUUCGAUUUAGUAACCUUGCACGCUAGACGCGUGGCCCUGUGUAGCAAGCUUUUUGAGUCUAUCACGUCAUGCCCGGAUCACAAACUUGUGCCUGUCUUACCUCCUAAGAGAGAACACAGACAUAAUCUAAGACAGUCCAGGGCUUAUGCCAUGCCCCGUACACAUACAAAUCGUUUUAAGAACACUUUUAUUCCAAGUACGUGUACAUAAUUUUUUGGACCAGUUUGUACCUAGUUAUAUAUAGAGAGUUUUUCGCAUUUUUAUAGAAAUGUUUUUUGUUAUAAUUUCAAUUAGUAUUUAUAUUUUUGGAAUUUAUUUAAUCUUAGUUUUAAGUAAUUGUAACGCAAUUCAGUCUACGGACUGCCAUGUUCGAUAUUUUAAUAAACUAUCUAAACUAUCUAAACUAAAACUAUACUUUUUGACUCUCUCUGCAGUGUUUAAAGGAAGGAGACAUUGUCAUUGGUAAAGUAACUUACAAAAGACCCUUUGGUAUUAUAGUAACACUGACUAUGUUGGAAUCUGGGUACAAUAGAGACUUCAGUGAUCUUGAUAUUCAGGUAUAUUAUUAAGGUAACCAAUAUUACAUUGCGGAAGAUAGUCUGUUAGCAAGGUUGAAAAAGGACUGUGAAGAUUUCAAUAUUGCUGGGAUGUUCCAAACAAUCUUGGAUGCUUGCAUGCUGCAGAGAACCAGUUUACUCUGAAGCGCUCUUUGGUUUGGAUUUGUUUAAAUUCUCAUUGAAUUAAAUGCUACUUGCAAAGCAUCUGAUAUGGGAACAAGCCCUUGAUUUUAUAAACACCAGUAAAAUUUCCGGUGAGCUUUUGCAUGAAAUUAUGAACUCACACCUGAAAAUAACAAGUUAUCUUCACAUGUUAAAAGAUCUAUGUUGCCAUGGUUACAUUAUGAAUCACACCUAUUGUAGCCAAAACAUAUUGAAAGGAAAUUGUUUGGUACUUCAUUGGUGUUUUCAUUGUACCUAAUGUACACAAUUGCUGCUUGGGGAUACAAAAUUUCAACUCUUGAAGAGAAAUUUCAUAUCUGCACACUGUAAAAGCCUCCAUCUACAUUACUCAGAAAAAUGCGUUUCUAACACUCACCGUCAAGCUAUUCUUAGCUGCUUGUUGUAUUGCUUUACCCAGGCAUUGUGCAAGUUAUCAGAGUUAGACAGCUCAGAACUGACCAAGGAGUACAAAGACCCAACUGAUGCUUAUGUGAUUGGUGAUAUUAUUCGAGGUACUUACCAUAUGUGCCCCACAUUUUAAUAAAAAUUUGGACUUUUUUUAAUUUGUCUGACAUCAAGUUUUUUUGGCUUACAUUUUCUUUUCAUGUAGGAGUAAUUACAAAUGUAAGUGGUGAGGAGGAAAAAGUGUCAAUCUCUUUGAGAAAUUCAAGAUUACCUGAUGUACAUAAACAUGUGUGUUUGGUGAGUGCAUUUCAAUAAAAGACUGCAUGUAGGUGUUCAUGAAAGCACUUUCUAGCAUCCCAGUUACUUGUUUGUUCAUGUUUAUCCCAUUGGUUCACCCUUUAACCUUCCAAUCAAGGAUUUUAAAAACUUUGUACGACUGCAUGCAAUAAUUGUCAUGAUUUUCAUUUUAUUUCUUUCAUUUAACCAACACUAGACAAGUAUAACUGUUUUAAUUUUGCUUACUUGUUGCUCUUCUUUCACCUUCUUUACAGGGUGUUGUGGAUGACUCUGAUGUGGUUUUCACCAGGUAUACUGUAUGCCAUUAUAUUUUAUUCAUAAACAGUCCCCUACACUUAUUAAGAAAGUAGUGCACAAAAACCUAAUUUUACAGUGUAGCUGGCCUGAAAAAACCUUAUCAUUCACACAGUUUGCGACAUGUCUUGUCCUAACAGAAAUGUGGUGGUGAAUUUAAAGCCUGGUAAUUGCAUGAAAAAGAUGUUUAUUCAGUCGGUGACGUGGGCAGCUUAGAAAAAAUAAUGUGAAUACCCCUGUUAGUAGUCAAACCUAUGACCUGGCUCAGAUGCUCUACCACUAAGCUCCAGGAGACUCGUGUUAGCUUUUUGAGAAAAGGAAUGUGUUUUGUGAUGUUUUGACAAGUUGUUACAUCUGAACCUUGUUGUUGUGGAUUUUUCAGGAGAGAUUUAAGGUAACUUUCUUUGAACUGUUUUGUAUUUUGCAGGUUACAGGAUAAUCCAGAUGGAUUGAAUUAUGAAGAACAUUUGAACAAACAUAAGGGUUUUAACAACCCAAGGAAUAUAGAUACACUUACAGAUCUCCUUGGUAUUGAUACCACGGCUCCAUGUUCUUUAUUGAGAUGCUUCCAAAGGUACAUUCAUUCAAAAUAGUCCCCAAUUUUUCUUACCAUUACUGAAGGCGUGGACCCUGGGGUUUAUAGUGGCGGGGGUAGAUUUUUCUUGCCUUCGCCCAAACAAUCCCUUGCUCCCUGAGUAGAUUUGACACUUGUCCCCAGGCUACACUCGGUAGUUUUGAAACCAAGAUGGCCGCUUGUAACGGCUAGUGCUGGAUCCUGACAAUCGUACCGAAAAAUAGGGGACUGUGAACAGUCAAGAUUGUUUUAAACAAGUCCAGUAGCAAACGUGAGAAUUACCUUACUUUGCUGAGUUUACUGUCAAACUCAGAAAACCGUGAAAACCUGAAAAUUUUCAGGAAUGUUGAUUGUGUACUGACCAAUCACAAUAAAGUUCAGGAUACACAAGCAAACCUCAAAACCACAAACUAAUUACCAUUGCUGUUUGCGGUUUAGGUAUCUUGCACCUUAUUGGCUUAUUUCUCGCAACACAAUAACAUUCCAUAAAAAUUUCUGGUGUUCACGGUUUUGUUAGUUUCACAGUAAUUUAUUUUGUUAUACUAAUUGUAGAAUUCUAUUCUCUGUCUCCCCAUACCUAUUUAAAACCCUGUCUAAUGUCAAGUUGGAUAGUCUUAACCUUAAAAAGCGUUUUCAGUCGUGGAAUUAAGCUUAUACAAGAUCUGAAAAGAUUGGAGCAUUCAAAGUUAUUGUUUUUUGUUGUUACAUUUUUUUUUUGUUACAUAUAAAUGUAGUUUGUGUGUAUUUCCUUCACAGGAAGGACUGCCCAGAGGGUGACUAUGCAGAGCCUCUGAGAAGGCGGCAGUCUGCCAAAUGGUCAAUGGAAACGUAAGAAUUUCUAUUGGUUGAUUGAUUGUAUUGUCAACGCCAUUUUUUAAUAGCAAUAAAUUAUAUCAAGUCGUAGAAUGAUUUUUAAUUACAUGUAAGCUGCAUGCAACAUAAGAACAUUUAUCUUCAUGGCAGUUACCACUAACCCAGGUUCCAAGUGCAUAACCUUUAUUUGGGAGAAAAGAAAUGAAAUCAGAAAAAAAGCUAUGCUUCUGAUCCUAGUUGUUAAAUUUGUGGAUAACGCUAUCCACUGGAUAAAUCACCAUCCAUUAGCGCGUUUCGCUCGACUAUCCCUGAGGAAAAAUGGGGACUACUUGUAGUCUACCAUCCAUUGGAUAACGCAAUUGGUUUCCCUAGUACUUAGGGAUGGGAUAAUGAUUUAUCCGGUGGAUAGCCUUUGGAAUAACUGAAACCUGUCAGCGUGCAAAGAAAGUACUGUCCGAUAGCCCGGGGCUAGCGGAUUUUGCUACCUGGCUAGUGAAUUCUGUUUUUAACUUGCCCUAUGGGCAAGUGAUGUUUUAUGAGGAAUUUGAAUAACAGAAGAACAAAAAGCUUUUGGGGUUAGUUGAAAUGACGUCUGGGCUAGUAAAUGCUAGCUUCAGCUUGCCCGAAGUAAGCUGUAAAAGUGAUUUUCUUUGCACCCUGCCUGUUCUUUUCAUAUUCAAUUAUAAAACUUUAUUGGUUGACUGACCAAGGUUUUCUUGAGCCGUAUGGAAACCACAACACGUACUUAGUCCCCUUCCUUACUAUGCGAAAUGAUGUUAGUCUGGUGCCAGGCAGAUUAAAUACUGGCACUUUUUUCUUUCACGGGGCAUACUUUUUCCUUCAUUCAUCACUAUUUGUAAUGAACUUGGUACAGGUUACCUACAGACCACUGUUUAUCUGUUGUUUUUAAGGACAGCCAAAGGUGUGGAGGAUUUUAAAACGGGAAAUCACGAGGCUGCUAUGAAAUAUUUUGAGCAUGCGCUACAGAUUGAUGGUCAAAAUGUGGAGGCACUGGUAGCUCGAGGAGCCCUGUGA
Porites evermanni is the source of this 10001-nucleotide messenger RNA. NCBI's taxonomy places the organism in Eukaryota, Metazoa, Cnidaria, Anthozoa, Scleractinia, Poritidae. The record is from the annotation of a GenBank genome assembly.